AUGGCAGCAUCUACAGUCUCCAAAGAUUCAGAGGGUAUAUAUACUGAACUGGCCUCCACAAAACAAGAUGGAUACAGCACUCUGGGCCACACCACACUCAACAGCUCAAGAGCUCAGCACACAGAGAGACUGUGCAAGCCCUGUCCAGAGGGCUGGGAGCAGUUUUCUUCCAAGUGUUACUACUUCUCCACUGAGGGGAAGAGCUGGAUGAACAGUCACAGAGACUGCUUAAGACGGGGAGCUGACCUGGUGAUUAUAGAGAGUGACGAGGAGCAGGCGUUCAUCAACAAAUACAUGCGAGAUUUUAACUGGAUUGGACUGAGUGACUUAGAAACAGAGAGAAUCUGGCUCUGGGUGGAUGGAACCCUCCUGCAGAAAAACGACUGGGAAAGUGGAGAACCAGAUAAUCAUUACAAUCUAGACAGUGUCAAAUACUCAGGUGCGGACUGUGCAAUUACUUACCCUGGUGAGAAUGUAUGGCUGGACGUAGGCUGCCAUUUGCCCAUUCCCUUCAUCUGUGAGACUGAUGCUCUGCUUCUUUAAUUGCCAAUGAACCUGUGGUUAGGAAUCAGAUUUUAUGGAAAAGUUAUGUCAUUAAACUUGGUUAUGAAUUUGUGUAUUCUCAGAUUAACUGAAAUGUUAAUUCAGUGAAAUAAUGUUCAACUAAGCUACUUAAAUGGAAUUGGUUCAUUGAUUGCUGUGCUCCCCAAUGUAAUAUUCAUAAUUCUGCUCUCCAUCAAGUACUGCUCUUAGUACUUUUAAAAAUGAGUAUGUCACUAAAACGUGCUUAGAUGUAGCUCUCUGAACAGGGGCUGUGACGCAAAGCCAUAAACCACAUGUACCCGCAAAAUGGUUCUGUAUGCGACUCAAUCAUGGUAUAAAUUAAAUAAUUUGCCCUUCAUUUUUUCUUUUUUGCUUUUGCUCAUCUGUACAUAAACCAAUUUAGACAAAAAGCAUUCAAAAAUCAAUGUUGUUGGAGGUCUGUGUAAA
This is a messenger RNA of Conger conger (European conger), 990 nucleotides long. Its product is annotated as CD209 antigen-like protein D. The record is from RefSeq and is a predicted model, not a curated record. Bases 1 to 543 code for a protein of 180 amino acids. Lineage: Eukaryota; Metazoa; Chordata; Actinopteri; Anguilliformes; Congridae. The transcript is spliced from 4 exons.